Molecule: messenger RNA, 1738 nt
Organism: Ascoidea rubescens DSM 1968
Lineage: Eukaryota; Fungi; Ascomycota; Saccharomycetes; Ascoideales; Ascoideaceae
Gene: SMK1
Product: mitogen-activated protein kinase SMK1
Exons: 1
Coding region: 257-1474 (405 amino acids)
Biological process (GO): intracellular signal transduction; protein phosphorylation
Cellular component (GO): cytoplasm; nucleus
Molecular function (GO): protein serine/threonine kinase activity; ATP binding
Source: RefSeq, a predicted model, not a curated record
AUAAACAAAUAUUUUAUUAUAAACAUAAUAGAUUAAGAAACCUCAAUUGUGGUGAGUUUUAAGCAAUUCAUACAAACAAAUAAUAUAGAAGAAUACUGUUCAGCACAAUAAACAGGUGUAAAUUUUUAGCAUUAUUAUAAUUUUUUUUGAGUUAAUAACAAAUUGACAGUAAUAAUAAUAUAAUUUUGCUCUUAAUUACUAAGGUCAUUUUUUUUCAUUCAUUAUCAGAGAUAAUAACAAAAAUUAUAAAAUAAUUAUGGGAGGAACAACAGUUGAUCAUAGACAAAUACGUAAACAUCAAAGCUUAAACGCUAUUAAAAAUAGCAAAUCUAAUACUUUUGCUAAACCAGGGCAUGUUGUUUAUGAAAAAGCCAAUUUUUAUAUUGACUCAAGGUAUCAGCUUCAAAAGAUUUUAGGGAAAGGAUCAUAUGGUACCGUUUGCUCAGCAAUUGAUGCCAGUUUAUCUAUAAGUAAAGGAUCGAACCAGAAUGAUGGAAGCAAUAAAGAACAGCCUAUUAAAAUUGCAAUCAAGAAAGUUUCAAACAUUUUCAAUAAGGAAGUAUUAUUGAAAAGAGCAGUUAGGGAGUUGAAAUUAUUAAGAUACUUUAAGGGUCAUAAAAAUAUAAUUAACUUGAUUGAUUUGGAUAUUGUUUAUAUUAAGCCAUAUGAUGGACUAUAUUGCUUUCAAGAAUUGGUUGAUUAUGACUUAGCAAAAGUUAUCCAUUCACCAGUUCAAUUUUCCGAGUUUCAUAUUCAAAAUUUUUUGUAUCAAAUUUUAUGUGGAUUGAAAUACAUUCAUUCAGCCGAUGUGAUUCAUCGAGAUUUAAAGCCUGGAAAUAUUUUAAUUACGAUUCAAGGAGAGUUAAAGAUUUGUGAUUUUGGGUUAGCAAGAGGAAUUAAUCCGAAUUUUUUUAAAAACAAGUCUCAACAAACUAUUACUAAUUACGUUGCAACCAGAUGGUAUAGAGCGCCUGAGUUAAUAUUAAGUCAUAGGAACUAUAGUAAAUCGAUUGAUAUGUGGGCAGUUGGGUGUAUUUUGGGGGAAUUUUAUGGUAGAAGGCCAUUAUUUGUUGGAAAUGAUCAACUACAUCAAAUUACGGAGAUAGUUAAGGUAUUGGGAACACCAUCGAUUGAUAUAAUAAAGAGAUAUGGGUCCAAUAUUGCAUUUGAAUUUUUCACAUCGCCUAAACCUCAAUAUCAGGCAGUUUUGUGGAGCAAUGUUUAUCCAUAUGCUUCUAAGGUUGCAGUUGAUUUGAUUGGAAGAUUAAUUUGUUGGGACUCGAGUAGGCGAUUAAAUGUUGAAAAAGCGUUGGAGCAUGCAUUUUUAAAGGAGGUUAGAAAUGGUGAUGAUGAACCAGUUUUAGAAAAGCCAUUUGAUUUUAGUUUCGAAAACACAGCGACUACUAUGACAGACUUGAAGGUUUUAAUUCAUGAAGAAGUUGAAGCAUUUAAGGUGGAAAGAAUUAGGAAAUAAAAAGGAAAAGGAAAAGGAAAAGGAAAAGAAAAAGGAAAAGGAAAAGGAAAAGAAAAAGAAAAAGAAAAAGAAAAGAAAAGGUUGGGAAACAAAGAAAGUGGUUACCCUUAGUGGCGGUGAGGAUGUCGUAUGAUUGAUAUGAUAUUAUGGAUAGCAAACAGUUUAAGAGUAUAAACUAGUGUAAAGCAAUAGAUUAGAAUAAAAUAUAAUAAAAUAUAAUAAAAUAUAAUAAAAUAUAAUAAAAUAUAGUAAAAUAUAAUAUAA